This is a messenger RNA of Schistocerca cancellata (South American locust), 378 nucleotides long. RefSeq names its product cuticle protein 19-like. Gene Ontology annotation, cellular component: extracellular matrix. The record is from RefSeq and is a predicted model, not a curated record. The transcript is spliced from 2 exons. Lineage: Eukaryota; Metazoa; Arthropoda; Insecta; Orthoptera; Acrididae. The coding region runs from base 1 to 378 and encodes 125 amino acids.
AUGAAAUCCGCCGUGGCCGUCGUCCUCGUAGUGUGCGCAGCGGCCGCCGCCCACGCCGGGCUGCUGCACCACGCGCCGCCCCCGCCGCCGCCGCAACACGAGAUCAUCUACGACUACGUGGCGCCGCCCCAGUACCGCUACGACUACGCGGUGCGCGACGGCCACACGGGCGACGCCAAGACGCAGUGGGAGCACCGCGACGGCGACCGCGUCACCGGCGCCUACUCGCUCGUCGACGCCGACGGCACGACGCGCAUCGUCGAGUACACGGCCGACGACCACAACGGCUUCCAGGCGGUCGUGAAGCGCGUCGGUCACCCCGCGCCGCCGCCCCCUGUCUACCAACAGUCCGACCUAUUUGUGCCCAGCUUCCCUUGA